GGUCGGGAUGCGUGGCGAUAGAUAGAGAAGAGACGAGAGGUUGGGGUGGGCGGCCGCGGGAGCUCCACGGCAUCGAUCGCCAUCCUCUCCUCCGCAACAAUGGCGCUCGCCUCCUCCUCCCGCCUCCUCCACCGCUUCUCCUCCUCCUCUCUGCCGCGACCCUGCCGGCGACGGGUACCCAGGCCACGCGGCCACAGCCGCUUCGCCGUGCGGUGGGAGCACCGGGCGGCGGCGGUGGUGCUGCUGCUGCCGAGAGCUCUCCUCGGAGGAGGAUUCCAGGAUGCCGAUGCGGCUGAGAGUGACGACGAGGAGGAGGAGGAUGCCCAUGGCGUCCUGCGCCCGCUCGACGCUGACGACGUCAACCUCGACCUCCACGCGCCUCCCUCCGGCCCCGAGCGCUGGGACGUCCUCGGCCUCGGCCAGGCCAUGGUUGAUUUCUCAGGGAUGGUGGACGACGAGUUCCUUCACAGAUUGGGCAUACAAAAGGGUACCAGAAAGGUUGUCAACCACGAGGAGAGAGGGCGUGUCUUGCGCGCCAUGGAUGGUUGCAGCUACAAGGCUGCCGCUGGAGGCUCACUGUCCAACUCGCUUGUCGCGCUAUCAAGGCUUGGUAGUAGCCGCUCCACUAACUACCCCGAGCUUAGAAUCGCGAUGGCUGGCAGUGUGGGCAGCGACCCACUUGGUAGUUUUUACAGGGCAAAAUUGCGCCGUGCUAAUUUGCAUUUCUUGUCUAAGCCGGUCAAAGAUGGGACUACUGGAACUGUGAUUGUUCUAACAACUCCAGAUGCACAACGAACUAUGCUUGCAUAUCAGGGAACAUCGUCAACUUUGAGUUAUGAUUCAGAUUUGGCCAGUCUAGUGUCCAAGUCAAAUGUAGUAAUUGUGGAAGGCUACCUAUUUGAGCUACCUCACACGAUCGAAGCCAUCAAGCAAGCAUGUGAAGAUGCUCAUAAGAAUGGCUCACUUAUUGCAGUUACAGCAUCAGAUGUGUCAUGCAUCAAGCGUUGCUACAAUGAUUUUUGGGAUAUUGUAACAAACUAUGCGGACAUAUUAUUCGCCAAUGCCAAUGAAGCGAGGGCAUUCUGCGAGCUAAGCUCAACAGAUAGCCCCAUGUCAGCGGCAAGAUACUUAAGCCAUUCUGUUCCUCUAGUAUCCGUGACAGAUGGUGUGCACGGUUCAUACAUUGGAGUGAAAGGGGAAGCGAUAUACAUCCCUCCACCACCAUGUGUACCUAUAGAUACAUGUGGGGCUGGUGAUGCAUACGCUUCAGGGAUUCUAUAUGGCAUUCUUCGGGGCUCUUCGGAUUUGAAGAGCAUUGGCCUGCUCGCUUCGCGAGUAGCUGCUAUUGUCGUUGCGCAGCAAGGUACACGCUUACGGGUUCAGGACGCCGACAGAUUGGCCGAAUCAUUCACACUUCACCUAGAUAACCUGGAGUUUUGUUCAGAUAUUGAAACAGACCAUGUUUCAAACUUCUGAUCGUUUUAGCUGAAAGUCGUAGGACUUCCAUUUGUAUAUAGCAUCUGUUUACUUUUAGGCCUAGCUAGCUCAUUGUUCAGUACAGCUGAGCUACCCAGCUUGUCAGUCCUUUCAGACGUUUGUUACAAUUUCAUUCCUUAAAUUUGGUUCCAGAAAAGGAUGCUACAUACUUCAUGGAUUUCAUAUUGAACUGAAGAUAUUACUCCUAGAUAAGGCAGUGGCAAUAGUUCAUGUGCUUUCAUUGGUUCUUGUGUACACUCAAGAUACAUGACAUAUUUUUUAUAGAUAAUGAGAGACAUGACAUAUAAUCUUGGUCUGUUUA
Oryza sativa Japonica Group (Japanese rice) is the source of this 1798-nucleotide messenger RNA. RefSeq lists its product as uncharacterized. Gene Ontology annotation, molecular function: kinase activity. NCBI's taxonomy places the organism in Eukaryota, Viridiplantae, Streptophyta, Magnoliopsida, Poales, Poaceae. The record is from RefSeq and is a predicted model, not a curated record.